CUUGUAACAAGACGUUUCCCUUGUUACAAGUGAAAUAAUCUAGAAUGGAAGUAGUACUUUUUUGUUAAUAUUAAGGAAUUAUUUACUUAAAACAAGCUCCUGUAUCCUGCUGACAAGUUACUUGCAUGUUUUGUCUUAUUUUAAGUGCACUAUGAUAUUUGCACUAUAAAAAAAGUUAAAAAUACUUGGUACAAUUUUGUGUUUUUGCAGUGUAGAGUUUUGAAUUGGACGUUACAUUUUGCAUAUUUUGGCCCAGAUUGUAAAGAUAAAUGUUUAACCUAAAAUUGAAUAAAAAAAAAUAAAACUCUUUUCUCACCCCAUGUUCCGUCUGGCAAGCCUUUGAUUUGUCCCACACCUGGGUUUCCCUGUGACAAUAGCCGUGUUAUCAUUAACCUAAAUCCUCCUGUGCAGCUGCACCAUGUGCUGGCCACGCUUGUUGGUAAUCUUCGGGCCCUGCGCACAAGGCUUCUGCUGAGUUGCAGGCCUGUGGAUUAAGGAGUGGGCUUUAAGAGCGCCCCAAACAUCACCUCGCUUCUUUUGUUCUCCAUUCUGCGAGACAAACGCGAACAAAGCGGGCACAAUGAACCAGAAGGUGGUACUCAUCACGGGCUGCUCCUCGGGGAUCGGCCUGGCUCUGGCGGCCCGGAUCGCCAAAGACGAGAAGAAGAGGUUCAUGGUCUAUGCCACCAUGAGAAACCUGGGUAAGGCCGAGCCGCUGGUUGAGGCGGCCGACCGGACUCUGGGCAGGACCCUGGAGCUCAAGCAGCUGGACGUGUGCAGCGAGGAAUCCAUCAAAGCCUGCGUGGACAGCCUGCCAGAACGCAGGGUGGACAUCCUCAUCAGUAAUGCAGGGAUGGGACUGAUUGGACCCAUCGAGUGCCAGUCUAUCGAUGAGAUGAAGACGGUCAUGGACACCAACUUCUUCGGGCUUGUGCGACUGCUGAAGGAGAUCCUGCCUGAUAUGAAAAAGAGGAAGAAAGGUCAUAUCGUGGUCAUCAGCAGCGUCAUGGGCAUUCAAGGAAUAUUGUUCAACGAUGUCUAUGCAGCGUCUAAGUUUGCAGUGGAAGGCUUUUGUGAAAGCUUGGCAGUUCAAGCCCUGAGGUUCAGUCUGACCAUCAGCCUGAUAGAACCAGGUCCGGUGAUCACAGAGUUUGAGCGUAAGGUUUACGAAGAGGGCCUGAAGACGGACCUCAGCAAAGCUGAUAAAGUGACUGCAGACAUGUUCACAAACAUCUACCUGAAGAACUACAAGCAGAUCUUCGAAACCCUUGGUCAGACAGCAGAGGAUGUAGCAGAGCACACCCACAGGAUUAUCACCAUGGACGAUCCUCCUUUCCGCCAUCAGACAAACACUCUUUACACACCCAUGACCACACUGAAAUAUGCCGAUCCCAACGGAGACCUUCCCAUCGAAACGUUUUACAAAAUGGUGUUUGAACACGACAAAGUCUUCAACGCCAGCCUGAACUUCCUCAAGCUGCUGCGCUGGAGGAGUCGCAAGAGUUUUACCUUGGAAAAAGAUAAGAGUACCUGAGAGGAUUAGUAACGACACGUCAGAUCUCUUUCUGCGUGUGCGGGUGUACGUAUAUAUGUGUGUGUGAGAACUAUAACCAACCAAAGCUGUCCACAGGUUUAGCUCUAUUUCUGCUGUAGUGAAACGACAUUUCAAAUGGAACAGUCAACUAAAAUAUCAUAAAUUUUUAAAGCAAUAAAUUAAUUUCUGAAAAA
Messenger RNA from Xiphophorus couchianus (Monterrey platyfish), 1728 nucleotides. RefSeq names its product retinol dehydrogenase 8. Gene Ontology annotation, molecular function: estradiol 17-beta-dehydrogenase [NAD(P)+] activity. Lineage: Eukaryota; Metazoa; Chordata; Actinopteri; Cyprinodontiformes; Poeciliidae. The transcript is spliced from 6 exons. Gene Ontology annotation, cellular component: cytosol; cytoplasm. The record is from RefSeq and is a predicted model, not a curated record. Gene Ontology annotation, biological process: estrogen biosynthetic process. The coding region runs from base 581 to 1534 and encodes 317 amino acids.